Molecule: messenger RNA, 2053 nt
Organism: Guyanagaster necrorhizus
Lineage: Eukaryota; Fungi; Basidiomycota; Agaricomycetes; Agaricales; Physalacriaceae
Product: glyoxal oxidase
Exons: 11
Coding region: 1-1923 (640 amino acids)
Source: RefSeq, a predicted model, not a curated record
AUGGGAUUGGACUGUGCGGCUCUUCUCUCUGUCCUCUCAGUGCUUGUCGAUGUUGCUCUUUCGCAAAGUACUGCAACAGCUCCUGGACAGCCUCUCCAAACCGGACCUGUGGGCCAGUUCCAGAUUGUCGGCGAAAGUUUAGUUAGCGCUCAGCAGCUUUUCUUGGGAACGGAGGACAAGGUGUACAUUGUAGACAAGGUGGAAAGUAAUCCUGGUCAAGUCAACGGGCAUCCAGCAUGGGCUGUUGAGUAUAGUGUUUCCGCUAAUAACGCGAAACCAAUGGACAUCGUGACAAACACAUUCUGUGCAGGUGGUAACGUCAUGGGCGAUGGAACAUGGCUCAACGUUGGUGGAAACCAGGCCGUUACUUAUGGUGGCCUCACCGCCACAAGUCAGAAAGGAGGUAAACCGUAUAACGACCCAGAUGGCAGACAAUCUCUCCGAGUACUGAAUCCCUGCGACGACGGUUCUUGCGAUUGGCGUGUAUUUGGAGAUAUGUCGACACAAAGAUGGUAUCCUACAGUAGAAACCUUAGAAGAUGGAUCGCUUAUCAUCCUCGGCGGGUGUGAAAAUGGAGGAUACGUCAAUGAUGCAGGGCAAGACAAUCCUACUUACGAGUUCUUCCCCAGUCAAGGAGACCCUAUCCCUUCACACAUUCUUCAAAACACUCUGCCCACGAAUUUGUACCCUCUAACCUGGCUCCUACCUUCCGGAAGGAUCCUAUUGCAAUCGAAUUGGAACACUUCGCUUUUGGAUUACCACACUUAUGAGGAGACGGCUCUUGACCCCAUACCAGAUGCCGUACGAACAUACCCUGCCAGUGCCGGCACUGUCAUGCUGCCUUUGACACCCACCAAUAACUGGACUGCCAGAGUUUUGUUCUGCGGUGGAUCUAAUCUUCAACCCAACGAAUGGGUCACGACUUGGAACAUUGCAGCUAACCCGACGUCCACGUCUUGCGUGACAAUCAGUCCAGACGUUUCUGGAUCGUACUCUCAAGAUGAUCCUCUUCCAGAGGGACGUUCAAUGGCGAAUUUCAUUUUCUUGCCGGAUGGGCGGAUCCUGUGCCUCAACGGCGCAAACCUCGGCACCGCUGGAUACGGUAAUAAUUCUUGGGCUAUAGGCCAGUCAUACGCGGACAAGCCAGUUCUGCAGCCAAUCAUCUACGAUCCCUCUGCGCCGCAGGGACAACGCUGGUCAAGCAAAGGUAUGUCUCCCAGUACGAUCCCGCGGAUGUACCAUUCGUCUGCGACUCUCCUUCCUGAUGGUUCUAUAUUCGUUGCGGGAUCGAAUCCUAACGCCGAUUACAACGUGGGCGUGAUCAUUACGUACCCUACGGAGUAUCGGGUGGAGAAGUUCUACCCGUCAUACUACAACCAACGUCGUCCGGAGCCCUAUGGUAUCCUGAAGCAAUUGUCAUAUGGUGGACCAUACUUUAAUAUCACCCUGGACUCAAAGGAUCUUUACGGCGAUGUCCAGAAUGUGCAGUCAGCCAAGGUCGUAAUAAUCCGUACUGGAUUCUCAACGCAUGCGAUGAACAUGGGUCAACGUUAUGUUGAGCUUCAGUCCAGUUACACUGGAUAUGCAAACAACACUGCUACUCUGCACGUUAGCCAACUCCCUCCCAACCCUGCCGUUCUCGUACCUGGACCUGCUCUGCUGUUUGUUGUCAUCAGUGGCAUCCCCUCCGUUGGUGUUCAAGUCAUGGUUGGCUCUGGUAAAGUUGAGAAGCAAACCAUCAACUCAUCUGCCAGUCUUCCGGGAUCGAGUGUCCUUCGGGCUUCGGACGGUAACGGUUCUUCGGGCGGGGGUAGCUCGAACAGUAACAACACCAAGAGUGCCGGUUUCUCAAGCAGAACUUAUUCUUCGUGGACUGUUCUGUUCGUUAUCUUCGCGUCAUUUGUUUUUGCAUCGCGAUCGUGAAGUUCUCACUUCAUGGCUUACUUGGUUAUUUUUGGCUAUGCCGUCUCGAAUGGACUACUUAUUGACUACCUUAUUCGUUACAUAGUAUAAACAUAUUGCUCCUUAGUACAAAUCAAGCAGGAUCUCAAAC